GAGUGGUCAAUGUCAAAAGGUUUACCAAAACAAAAAAUAAAACAAAAAAAACCGAAAUGACACCAUUGAACCAACAAAUACAUACCUGUUAACGUUUGGAAUGCCAAUACUUCCAGCAAAUAUUAAAGUAGGUUUUUACCAGAUGAAAAUAGAAAUGUUUGUGCCAAAUCCGCUGCGUUGUUUUAAAUGUCAGCGAUUUGGCCAUGGCCAAACAAACUGUAAAUGCUCCGAAGCCUGCUUCAGGUGUGGUGAAGAGGGGCACGAUGGAAAAGGUUGUCCAAAAGAACACAAAUGUAAAAAUUGUAAAGGUGACCACAUGGCCUCCUCUAAACAAUGUCCGAUCUGGAUAAAAGAAAAGGAAAUACAAAAGAUUAAAGCUGAAAAACGCAUAACUUACCACGAGGCCAAAAAGCUUGUAAACAUGUACAGUAUUCCUAAACCAAAUCUGUCAUCGUAUGCAACUGCUUUAAAAUCACCCUCAAUGAAGAAUAUGUCGACACAAGUCUGUCAGAAUGAUAUAUUCCCGCAUACUUCUGUAGUAACAACAACAGUUUCGUUGUCACCUAAGGACAAAAGUAAAAUAAACUCGACAUCUACCUCUUCAGGGUCCACAACUGAGGUUGUAACUGCGACUUAUGCAGCUGUUGUAGCUGUGACGUCUGAUAAGCCUGCGGCUGCAGACACCACCAAAUCGUCUGGAAGAUGUGACACGUCUCCACGGAAAAACAAAUCAAGACAGUAUAACGAUCUAGUGCCCAAGGGGGCAAAAGAUCCCGUCACUAUACACAACAAGAAAUGGAGAACAAGUUUUGGAGGAAAUGGAGUUUACUCCAUCAAACUCUCCGUCACGAGUUCGGAGUCUUUCUCCAAAAAAGUAUAAAGGGAGGAUAUCCCCGGUGAGACAUAAAAAAUCAUGAAUCAUCCAACAUUUAUUCAAUGGAAUUGUCGAGGUUUUAGAGUAAAUUUCAAUGAACUAUCGUUACUCAUUCAGAAACAUAACCCGCUAGCCAUAUGUUUACAAAAAACACAUUUGAAAAACACAGAUAAGAUACGUAUUUAAAAAACCAUACCAUGUAUAACCAUUAUGCUCAAACAGACAGGGCCUUUGGUGGUUCUUCAAUAGCAGUCCAUAAUAACUUCAUUCAUGGCCAAAUAAAUUUGAAAACAAAUCUUCAAACAAUAGCAAUCUCGGGAACUCAUAGAUUUAAUACAACAACUUCCAGCCCCUUUCUUACUUAUGGGCGAUUUUAACGACCAUAACCCGCUAUGGGGUAGUGAUAAGAUAACAAAUAAAGGUAAAAAAAAAAAAAAAAAAAAAAAAAAAAAACAAAAAAACAAAAAAAACCUGGAAGAUGCAAUUUCUCACCACAAUCUCUGUAAUUUUAAUGACGGUUCUAACACGUAUCUUCAUCCAGGCAAUGGUUCAUAUUCUUCAAUCGAUAUUAGUAUACUUGAUCCCUCUUUACUUUUGGAUUUAAACUGGUCUGUACAUGACGAUCUGUGCGGAAGCGAUCAUUUCCCUAUUAUUGUUAAAGCAAAUAAUCCUCCAGAAAACAAUCCUCUUAAGAACUGGAAACUCGACAAAGCUGAUUGGUCAUGUUUUGAAGCUCUGUGUCUGCAAGAUAUCGCAGCUAUAAAGUUUGAAAACCAUCCAGACCCCAUUCAAAAAUUUACUGAAACUUUAUUACAAUUUACAAAUAGCAAAUAAAUGCAUACCCAAAACCUCGACAAAUUCUACCAAAAUCAAAAAACCAUGGUUUACAGAAGAAUGCAGUGAAGCAAUUAAAGCUCGCAAAAAAGCAGAGAGACUAUUCACAGGCUUUCAAGUGACAUUUUGCAAAAAAUAAGGGACAUUUUUAGGGCAAAAUUAUUAAAAAAAAAAAAAAAAAAAAAAAAGCCUUUUAAAGGAUUUUUAAAGGGCUUUUUAGACAAAAAUAAGGGUUAAAUUUACAAAUCAAUAGGAAAGAAAAAAUGUUUUACUCACCAUUUCCAAGAGCAAUAAUACAACAAGAGGCCCACAAGCCGUAUUGGUCACCUGGAUACUAGUGAAAAAGUAUCACUACUUCCAUGGGCUAUGAAAUCUAGAAAAAAAUCUAUUAUGAAUAUCUAAGCUAAAUUCUAAUGUUCAGGAACAGUAUAAAACAAGAUGUGUUCUUAAAACUUCACUGCGCUCAAAAGUGCAUACACUGAUGAAAGGCUUUAAAUAAUAGGUGUAUUAACAUUAAAACAUCAAAAUAUAUUACUAAUUUGGACUCAUCCUAAAGUCAUAACCCUGGGUUGUGAAAUUUACCAUUUUUUGUACAUCCUUUUCUGCUAUUCUUAAGUAUGCAUUUAGAUUUUAUACAGUAUCAGCAAACUUACAUAUAAAUACUAUGUACUAAGUUUGGCCCCACCCAGAGGUCAAAACCCUUACUCGCCAGGGGAAAAAUCAAAUUUA
This is a messenger RNA of Ostrea edulis (European flat oyster), 2437 nucleotides long. RefSeq lists its product as uncharacterized. Lineage: Eukaryota; Metazoa; Mollusca; Bivalvia; Ostreida; Ostreidae. The transcript has a single exon. Gene Ontology annotation, molecular function: zinc ion binding; nucleic acid binding. Bases 101 to 880 code for a protein of 259 amino acids. The record is from RefSeq and is a predicted model, not a curated record.